This is a messenger RNA of Syngnathoides biaculeatus (alligator pipefish), 2624 nucleotides long. Its product is annotated as microtubule-associated protein 6 homolog. The transcript has 3 exons. Gene Ontology annotation, molecular function: microtubule binding; calmodulin binding. Gene Ontology annotation, cellular component: cis-Golgi network; microtubule; Golgi-associated vesicle. The record is from RefSeq and is a predicted model, not a curated record. Gene Ontology annotation, biological process: regulation of microtubule cytoskeleton organization; microtubule cytoskeleton organization; cytoskeleton-dependent intracellular transport. Bases 236 to 1441 code for a protein of 401 amino acids. Lineage: Eukaryota; Metazoa; Chordata; Actinopteri; Syngnathiformes; Syngnathidae.
UUAGUCUUAGAAAUCUGAACAUGUGUGCCUUAAAAGCUAUUUAGUGAGUGUUCAAGCGCAGUUAAGAUUAAGGAAUCACUUUUUUGUUGUUGUUGUAAUUUUGUCUCAGCACAAGUACAAUUUACACAAGUUCCAUGUUUUAUGUGUACGGAUUGCUUUAAAUUGUGGCCUCCAGUUCUAGAAUGACACACAUACUACUGUACUACUGUUUCCUCCUCCCUCUGCUGGAUUAAGGAUGCAGUUGCGUUCAGGUGCAAGACGUGGGUGGGGUCGCCUUGACGCCACGCCGUGCAACCUCAUCAGCACGUUCAUCGAACCCUCCGGCAUCCCGCAGGAGGGAAAGCAGCAGGGUAGCUCGCUAACGUGCCGACGGCCGAUCCUGCAUCAGCACCACCGCCGACCGACGGAAAGCGCCAUGGCCUGGCCGUGCAUUACGCGAGCUUGCUGCAUCAAUCGCUUCUGGAGCGACCUGGACAAGGGGGACAUCGCCGUGCCUCUGGUCUUCACCAAAUACUCGGACGUGCAGCAUAAGCAGCCGCGGAGGGCCGCCGCGGAGGGCCAACCGGAGAGCCAGCCGGAGGCCGUCGAGGCACCGCCCGCUGCCGCCUCGGACGCCUCCUCCUCCGUCAUGCGGCAAGACUUCAAGGCGUGGAAAGUGCGCCCGGAGCCCAGCUGUAAACCCAGGGACGAGUACCAACCCGCUGCCGGACCCUUCAUCCCGGAGACCCAGUACCAGAAGGACUACAAAGCCUGGCCCAUCCCGAAGAAGCACGACCACCCCUGGAUCCCCAAAGCCGGCCCGCCCCCCACUACCGCGACCGCCGGCCGCAGCGCCGAAGUCGAGAGCGGGGUGGAAAAGAGCGAGCUGGAGGAGAAGCUCCAGGAGAAGGAGGCCAAGGAGCCGGCCGGCAGGGACAAGUCGGCCGAGAGGAAAGACCGAGAGGCGCCCGGGAGCGGCAAAGACAGGGCGGCCGCCGACGCGCUCAACAGGCACAUCAAGCAGACCCUGAGCUCUUCCGGCAGCAGCUACAGAACCGAGUUCAAGGCCUACAAGGAUGUGAAACCGGUCAAGCCCAUCAAGGCGGCGUCCCAGUACAAACCCCCGGUGGAGAAGGAGACCAGUCUGGAGACCAGCUACAGCGCCACCUUCAGGGGCGAGCAGGUCAAGGCCCAGCCGGCCGACAACAAACUGCUGGAGCGCAGGCGAAUACGCAGCCUGUACAGCGAGCCCGCAAAGGAGACCCCCAAGGCGGACAAGCCGGCGUCUCGCGUCAGGCCGAAGAAGACGGUGGCUGCGAAGGCUGUGAAGAAGGCAAAGGAGAAGAAGCUGCUGGCCGCGUCCGCCAAGAAAAAAGAAGCCGAAGCAGCUGCGGCGGCGGCGGCCAGCGUCACCAAGAAGAACAAAGAGAUCAGCAAUAGACUGGCCGAGGCCAAACAGUAACGCCAGUGUCUUCAGUCCAUUUGCGCCAUGUCCGUCCGUCCGUCCACUUGCUUCACUGCCUCUUUCCUGGUUUACCGUCACCUUUUUGGCUUAUGUAAAGGGUGCCGAUUUAUAGCAUCACAGCGUCAUUACCAGGAGGAUUCUUUAAGCACCUAAUUUGCACAUUAGUCCCCAAGAGCCAUGCCUUUGUGUGCUGUACGUGUACAAAAGGGCUUCUUUUUUUUAACACUACAAUUCCGCAUCGAUGAUUGUAAAAACUCAUUUUGUGAAAGGAAAAAAGGGUCCGUUUUUUUCUCGUUACAGUCCUUCGAUUGUUGCUCCUUUUAUUUUUUCCACUAGUGGCUGAUCUUUUGUUGCUAAGAAACCAAAUCAAUUGGACUAGACUUCCCCGCAGCUCGCAUGCAAGACCCCCUCGCCCCCCUCCCCCACCUCAAGUAUACAGUAUGCAUUCUAGCUUGUACAAUAAGCCUUUUAGGAUCCAUAUAUGCUAUGUUGUACUGUGUAUGCAUGUCUAGUAGUAAAUGAUAGUCUAGUAGUGGCUGUACAAGCAAUGAAGUGAACGCACACCGGCAAGGUGAUCCUCGCUGCAACCGUAGUCUCACGUUUAAAAUAAUAACACAACAAUGUAGUUUCAAAAAAGAAGACUGUAGUCUUGUAACCCCACCUACUACAUUUAACUCUUACAGUAUAUGUACGCCAACGACGCACGCAAGGCCAAUAAUUUCCAGGUUCGGUGGGAAUUCUUGAGGCCACACUGGAAAGCAACAUGUGUGCAAAAUGGUGCUAUAUUACGAGUAAAGGUAAUAUUUUAUGGAGAAAAAAAUCAUUAUUAUGUCUAAAAAUAUGGGGCGGCACGGUGGGGCAAUUGGUUAGAGCGUUGGCCUCACAGUUCUGAGGGCUGGGGUUCAAAUCCCAGUCCCACCUGUGUGGUGUUGGCAUGUUCUCCCCGUGCCCGUGUGGGUUUUCUCUGGGCACUCCGGUUUCCUCCCGCAUCCCAAAAACAUGCAACAUUAAUUGAACACUCUAAAUUGCCCAUAGGUGUGAUUGUGAGUGCAGCUGUUUGUCUCUAUGUGCCCCGUGAUUGGCUGAUGACCAGUUCAGGGUGUACCCCGCCUCCUGCCCGUUGACAGCUGGGAUAGGUGGUUCCAGCACUCAUGUUUUUGGGAUGUGGGAGAAAACCGGA